AUGUUUGGUGAUCUAAGCAGCAAGUUUGGGUCUCUCUCUACUCACGUUCAAAAGCUUGAGGUGCAAAUCGCUCAAACAGCCGAGGCGGCCAAGAAACAAAAUGAGGUAAACACUCAAAAAUUUUGUAGUGUUGUCUCAUCUAUAGAUGGCACUAUUGUUCCUACACUAUCUCAAGGGGAAGAAGAAGAAAAUGAGCCUAAGGAGAGGCACAAACCGGAGAGAUACAGUUGGGAAUCAAGAAGAGCUUACAAGAGAAGACUUGAAGGCAAGCCACUACAAAAACAAGAAGAUCCGGGGAAGUUUGUGAUAACUUCAAGUAUCAAUGGCAUUCAACUCCACGAUUGCCUAUGUGAUACUGGUGCUAAUGUUAAUCUAAUGUCUCUUGCACUUGCAAAAGAUUUGGGAUUCAAGGAAUUCAAGAGCCCCAAGAUAAGAGUCGAGUUCGCGGACCUAUCGUGCAUGGAACCUUAUGGAAUGCUUGAAGAUGUCAUGAUGGAAAUAGGGGGUCGAUCGGUCCCAACUGACUUUCAAGUCAUGAUUUGGGAAGGCUCAAAGAGGAAUCAACUGAUUCUUGGAACCCCAUUCCUUGCUACAGCUGGAGCGGUCCUAAACUACUUUGGGAAUCAUCUAUCUUUUGGCCACAUCCGGCAAGAUAUCUUUUUCCCAAGUGUAAAUUUCAGGUCAGUGCCAAGUGCGACCAAGCUACCACCAGAAGAAGCCACUCUCAUUACCAAGAAAGAAGCUAUGCUGCAUGAGAAAGAAGAGAGACUCAUCUUACUUCCAACCUUUGAUGAGUAUGGAGCUGAAGAGGAGACUAAUGGUGCACCUAAUCUCUUUCACAAGAUAAGAAUCUUUACACCAAAAGAUUCGGAGCUUAAAGGUGACCAAUCCAUUGAAGAGAAGCUUGAGAGAACUAUGAAGCUUUUCCCCAAGGCAUUGGUUUUCAAAGAUGAUGUGAGAGAUGAUCAUGGCGCGACAAAACCACUACAAGAAGCCACUGAACCGGAGAAUGGAGAAGCUAAAGGGAUCCUUUGCCCUUCAGCCACUCUUCACCACGAUUGA
Molecule: messenger RNA, 1062 nt
Organism: Microthlaspi erraticum
Lineage: Eukaryota; Viridiplantae; Streptophyta; Magnoliopsida; Brassicales; Brassicaceae
Source: the annotation of a GenBank genome assembly